Nasonia vitripennis (jewel wasp) is the source of this 1490-nucleotide messenger RNA. Its product is annotated as dehydrogenase/reductase SDR family member 7. The record is from RefSeq and is a predicted model, not a curated record. Bases 314 to 1306 code for a protein of 330 amino acids. NCBI's taxonomy places the organism in Eukaryota, Metazoa, Arthropoda, Insecta, Hymenoptera, Pteromalidae. Gene Ontology annotation, molecular function: oxidoreductase activity. The transcript has 7 exons.
CCGGGGAAAAGGUCGCGGUCAUGACGACGAGCCUUCAUCGGCGCAACAAGCGACUCGACGAGAUGCGCGCAUAUUUACACCUUUGCGGCAUUAUCUAGUCUAGCGCGCUGCCAAGUGUGCGAUAGACUCGUCGCUCAAACACCUGUUAGCCAAUUUUCGUGCGGCGAGCGAUAAUUUAAAUUUUGUUUAUCGAAUGGCUACUGGAACGCUUGUGCGUAGUUGGCUGUGCAGUUGCUGAGUGGAGAAGGGAUAUAUAGUGCAUUGGGGCCGCAGUAUUUUGGGAGGAGACGCCAGUUGCGCUGCGCGCUGCACAAUGGUCGUCGUGAUAUUCGCGUUCAUCGGCGUCUGCCUGUUGCUUUACUAUCUGUUCUACCUGGGGUUUGUUUGCUUCCUCGACUGCGAUAUCAAGCUGUUUUUCUAUGAUAAGUUUGGAAAGUCCGUAGAUACUCUGAGCGGCAAAGUAGUAUGGAUAACGGGAGCUUCCAGUGGUAUCGGUGAGCAUCUGGCAUAUGAGCUUGCCAAAGGUGGAUGCAAACUAGUAUUAUCAGCCAGAAGAGAAGCUGAAUUGUACAAAGUCAAGACUAAUUGCUUAGCAAUCAAUCCGAAUUUGCAAGAUCAUGACAUACACGUCCUAGUAUUUGACGUCCGAGCCAUUGAAUCUCACCAGAGAGUAUUUGAUAAUGUACUCUCUACAUAUGGAAGAUUGGAUGUACUAGUCAAUAAUGCUGGAAGAAGUCAAAGAGCUCACUGGGAGCAAAUAGAUCUAGCGGUUGACAAGGAAGUCUUUGAUUUGAAUACUUUUUCGGUUGUGCAUCUGACUAGACUAGCUGUGAAACAGUUUCUGCAUCAAGGGGGUGGCCAUGUAGCUGUGACCUCGAGUUUAGCUGGAAUUUUAGGUGCUCCGUUUUCUGCCUCUUACACUGGAUCAAAACACGCCAUUCAUGGAUACUUUGAUUCCUUGCGUAUGGAAAAACUGACUUCCAAUAUCAAGGUGACCAUUGUUUGCCCUGGGCCUAUUCAAACAGACUUCCUUGCUGAAAGUUUUACCGAAAAUGUCGGAGAAAAAUACGGACAACAAACCGAGAUCGCGUCAAACAAAUUAUCCGCCCAAAGAUGUGCCAAAUUAUUUGCAUCAGCACUUGCCAACAAACUAGAUGAAGUGUGGAUAGGCCAAGCUAGCAGUCUUCAAUUAACUUAUGCAGUAAAGUACUACCCCAACGUAGCAUCCUUGUUCAUGCCCUACAUAGGAACAACUUACAUUCAGAAAAUGAGGGAUGCCAAAGUAACAGUGGCCGUAGAGCAGUAAUCAAACUACUUGAUGUAAUAAAUGUCAUAACCAUUCCAUUUAGUAACUUCUGCCAUAUAUUACAUUGUGAUAACAUGUACAAGGUACAAAAAGGGAAUUUUGUAUAUGUAUAUACUAAUUAAUAUUAUAUUUGUAAUGAUUUUGUUUUGUUUUCUACAAUUAAAUAUUACGUUUCUGUUUUAUC